Molecule: messenger RNA, 4066 nt
Organism: Penaeus indicus
Lineage: Eukaryota; Metazoa; Arthropoda; Malacostraca; Decapoda; Penaeidae
Product: MAM and LDL-receptor class A domain-containing protein 1-like
Exons: 20
Coding region: 219-3422 (1067 amino acids)
Cellular component (GO): membrane
Molecular function (GO): protein binding
Source: RefSeq, a predicted model, not a curated record
UUUAUCAUUUUCUUAAACCAACAGUUCCUCAAAAGUGCAAUUUCGAGGGUCGAGAUAUUUGCAACUGGGAGGUGAAAGCUAACGACCAUAACGCGCCGGAAAGAAAAGUUGUAUUCACCUGGGAAUUCUUACGCGGCGUAGAAGUCGCGAACAACUCCGACCAAGCGCUCUACCAACCCCCGCUGGACCACACGCACGGAGAUGCAGAUAGCUACUACAUGUUCACCUCGGCCGAAAAGGGAGACUACGAAGAUUCAACAGACCUUAUUAUGUCCAUCCCUAUAGGUGAGUCUGGCACCACAUGUCGUCUUCGUGUGUGGUACUGGCUCUACGGUGCCACGCCUGGCUCUCUCCAUGUGGCAGUUGUGUCGCAGUCAGAAGAGGUCGAAGAAAAAUGGAUGACGGAUGGAAAUCAUGAAAAGAACUGGAAUGUGGUUGAGGUGCCUCUUGGCCAUGUCGUGGACCAGAGAGUCUCCAUCACGGCGAAACGCGGCCUGGUCUACGAGGGGGCGGGGGCAGUGGAUGACGUGGAGUUUGUUGACUGCGCACCACCUGUUCCUCCUCCUUCAGGCCUGUCGUGUUCCGAGCUGUCCCGGUAUGAGUGCAACACGGGCGCCUGCAUCGACAGCGGCCUCACAUGUGACUACAGCGACGAUUGCCUUGACCUCUCUGACGAACUCGGGUCUCUUUGUGCGUCGUAUAAGUACCGCUGUGACUUCGAGCAUGGCCUCUGCUCUGACUGGACGGAGGAGAUCGUCGAUAAUGCGAACUGGAUACUCCUGAAGGCUUCGGCAGAUCCGCUGGGUACUCUACCUGAUGGGGAUCAUACCCACGCCACGAGUGAUGGACAUUACAUGGUAUUCAAUGGCCUCCCGACAAAGGAAUCGACAGAGCUGAUAGCGCAGCUUCACUCUCCGGUCAUUCGUGGAACAUCUGCAAAAUGCUCAUUCAGGUUCUGGUAUCAAGUAAGGGGACCAAAUCCAGGGACCAUUAAAGUGUACAGGCGGUAUAGUUAUUACGAGGAUGGCUUGACUCUUAUUAAGGAAAUAGACACGUCUGUUAAGAAUAUCUGGUUAAGGGCAGAUUUUAGAGUUAACAAUGCGACCGAGAAUAAGAAUUACCAGAUCGUCCUCGAAGGCAGGGCUAGUCAGGACUACCUAGGCAGUCUCGUCGUCGACGAUUUCUCGAUGACGCCCCUGUGCGAGGAGUCUCUCAACCAGAAUCUUCCCGGAGGAGACCAUCUCACGACGCCCGUGCCCAUCUGCCCGCCGGGAGAGCUGGCUUGUGAUAAUGGCCAGUGCUACAACCCGUCCGUGGCCUGUAACUUCCUGGACGACUGUGGCGACGGCACGGAUGAGCGAGAAUGCACCAAGAGCUGUGACUUCGAGACGGAGGGCGACACGUGCGGCUGGUUCGAGAGCCAGGCUGUGUCUGUCCACUGGAACCGCGGAGGCUUCCCUGCGAACCUUCCAGGACCCGAGAGCGAUCAUGCACAUGGCACUCAUACGCAUGAUCUGGCGUCUUUCAAGUCAGGGGCCUCUGCCGGUCAGCUGGCGAUCUUGGAGUCUCACACCUUCUCCUCGGUCAGCCGGAGUUGCGUGCUGUCGUUCUGGCAUUACCUCGCCACGACAGGCUCGACUCCAGUGUUCCUUGGGCUCUUCAGGAAGGCGGAGCAAGAUACGGCCAACGGCAAACCACCAGAGCAGCUGUGGAGCGGAUCUUCAGACACGACCGGGUGGAAGCGCCAGUUCAUCAAUCUGAAAGGAAAACGAGACUUCACUUUGCACUUCCAGGCCGUACACGAGGAUGGGGAUACGCACAUCGCUAUAGACGACAUCAGAUUCGAGGAAUGCGCCCCCCACGUCAACGAAUGCCAGAGUGAGAUCGACUUUGCAUGCGACGAUGGCUCCUGCAUCCCGAGGCAGCACCGGUGUGAUGCUCAGUAUGACUGCCUUGACAAGAGUGACGAGUUCAAGUGUCCUAAUGUUAAGGGUAACUGUAACUUCGACUCAAUGACCUGGCUGAGCGAGUGUGCCUACAAGCAACGAGAAGACGACGACCUCGACUGGUUACAAGCCAGCUCCGGGAUCGUUGGCGUCGGCCCAGAGCACGACCAUACUUUGGGGUCCAAUGGACACUAUGUAUACGUCACUAACUUUGGAGGAGUUCAGGGGCUGCUUGCAUCAUUAAUGCCAGACCAGAAGUACCCUGCUUCAAAGGGCGUGUGUUACAUCCGCUUCUGGUACUAUAUGCACACAAGCCAUCAGGUUGCAGAAAAUGUGGAUCUAGGAACACUCAGAGUAUAUUUAGAAAACAACCGCGGCGAGAGGCUGGUGGUGUCAGUCCGAAGUGGAAACCAGGAGAAGAACUGGCUGGAGGAGAUCAUUCUAGUGGAAGCGGACGAGGACUUCCACGUUGUCUUCGAGGCUGAAACUGGCACUUCUCAAGACACCUACAUCGCCCUUGAUGACGUUUCGUUCACACCCGAGUGCGAGACGGGCGUUGGUCCCCCGCCCACCAACACGACAUGUCCGACGGGCGAGCUGCCUUGCAACGUGGGCGGAUGCGUUCCUGCGGAUUUCUUCUGCGAUUGCUUCUACGACUGUGUGGAUGGGUCGGACGAGUUUGGAUGCACCCAGAGCCCGUGUUCCACUAUCGCCACGCGCCCAACCACCACCAGCACCACUACCACCACCACCACCACUACCACCCCUGGUCCGGAUCAGUGCAAAGUCACGGAGAUUUCGUGCGAGGACAGUGACCACACUUGCCUUCCCGCACUUCUCCUGUGUGAUGGCAUUGACGAUUGCCCCGGAGCUACGGAUGAACGCGAUUGCCCGGACAAAACACCUUGCGACCCUGGUUUCUUCUACUGUGCUGACUACUUCAUGCAAGAACACCCUUGCUUGCCCAUCGAGGACCUGUGCGACGGCCGCGUGAAGUGUCGCAGUCACUCCGCUGACGAGUCCCUGUGUGGAGAGUGUCCUAGCAACUACUGCCAGAACGGUGGCCGGUGUAGCUAUGCUGACGGGCCGCCCAAGUGCGACUGUCCUGGGCAGUACACAGGAGAUCGCUGCGAGUUGCUUGCAGGCACAGAUAUCACGACGUCUUCAUCUAUUUCCCCUGAAGCUUCUGGAGGUCUGAGUCCUGGGGCUAUUGUGGGAAUAGUACUAGGGGUCCUUGCCUUCCUUAUCUGCAUUGCCCUUGGUGGCUAUUACUACUGGAAGAAGAAGCAGUACUCGUCGUCGCCGCCGGUCCAGAGCGACUGGGACAACCCCCGCAACCAGCCCUACUUCGGCCUGGACAUCCCCCUCCCGACCGCCGACGAAUACCCACUCGAAGAUCUCUCGAGUUCGGGCACCACAGGAGUUCCGAAUCCGUCGUUCCUCGCUGACCAUGAAAACCCGGUGUCUGAUUUAUGAGAUUCCGAAGACUUAGUAGAGAGAAAGAAAGAAACAGUUUGAAUUUGAUAUGCGAGAAGAAUCAUGAAAAGUUUUCUGAUUUAUGAAAUUAUUUUUCGAGAGAGAGAGAAAAAUGAUAAGCAAACAUAGUCAAUAAAAGUUCUCUGAUUUAUAAAACUUUUUUUUUCGAAAAUAGAAGAGUAACAUGAAAUGGUCUCUGCCUGAUGAAAUGAUAAUUUUUAGAAACAUGAAAAGGACAAUUGUUUAAAGUUUUUAGGUAGAGAUCCAUUUUCUGUAAUGAAUAUCUUUGGUGAAACCGACUCUCCGCUUCCUAUGAAUUUUGCUAUAAUCAGAGAAAAUAAAAUCAAGACCGGUUUUUCCUUCCCUUAACGACUGUUUCUUUCUGAUAAAUAGAUCUGAUAAAUAGUUCCGUUGUAUAUAAAUCUGCUUAGACCAUUAUGUACGUUAAAAGUAACAUAUCUAACGUUCAGAUUUUUUUUUUUUUUUUUUUAUGUAUUAUAUAUUGACAUAAAGAUAUCUCAGGUUCUUUCUUUACACAUAGAGAAUCUUCGUAGAGAGAUAUACAUGUACAAAUGUUCAUUGCGAUAUUCUCUUCAAUCUAAGUAAUAUAUGUAUUGUGUGUUUAUAAAUGUAAAGGAUAAUAA